AUAUGUGCAGUUGGAUGUGCUCCAUCACACUCCAUCGUACAAUGUGUUGGAGAAGACAAGAAUGAGAGUGAAAGAAAGAUGUUUCUUUAAAAAAAAAAAACGCUUCUUUUUUCAUUCUAUCAAUUGCAAAUCAAAAAGACAAGGAGAGCAUCUCACUUAUUAUUGUCCUUUAUUAAUAAUCCUCUUGCCUCCAACGAGAGCACACAAUAUACACAAAUUAUGGAAAAAAAAACGUAAAGCAACGUAGCGAAAUAAAGGCGUAAAUUUCUCGGUAAAGUAAGAUAUAAAAAAAAAACAAACAGAACAUUAAUUCGUUAUUGUUCUCUUUUAAUAAUCCUUGAACGAGAGCACGCAGUUUUAUACAAGUUAUAGGGAAAAAAAAAAAAAUACAUAGAGCAACGCAGCAAAAUAAGAGACGUAGAUUUCUCGGUAAAGCAAGGUAUCUUCGAUUUUUUUGGGUGCAAUAUCUCGAAUUUUUUUUUAGGUGAGGAUAUCUUCGAUUAGAUUAGAUUGGGUUAAGUUAGGUCACCGCAUCAACCGGGCAAGAUUGACGACAAGAAAAGUGAUUCGCUAUCGUCCUCUUUUAUUAAUGCCAUCGAGAGUCUCUGCCUACCUAUAUAUAGAAAAAAAAAAUGUAACGCAACGAAAUAAAAAUGUAAUCGGUCCGGCAAAAGUCAUAUGUAUAUCUGUUGCUACACAAGUUAGGUUAGCUCGACUCGAUCGCGAAUUAAAUCUCCGCGAUGCGUAUGCAUGCAUACGUACGCCGUACAUUUGACAGCGGGGGCACGCGAGCCCUCGCGAGUGCUACGGCACUCUCGCGCGACGCGGUCGCGCGCGUGCGUCCGCACCGAGGGGAACAAAAACAAAAACAAAAAAAAGAGGAAGGAAACAGGUAGCCAACAUAACCUGUCCCGUUUGGCGGCGCGCGGCGGUACCCGGGGGACGCUUUAUCGCCACCUUGCGAAAUAUGGGAGCUUAUCGAGUUAUCUUUCGUACGGCGCGCUGACUAAUCGAUCGUCGCCGAUACGCGCGCGGCGCUCACGGAAUCGCCGCGCUCGGCUCCCUUCCCACCGUUAAGAUUCCCUGCGAUCUCGGCGAGCCGCCUGCGAGGGCCCGCGAUUGUGCGAAGUAAAUUUUCCUCGCCGUGAGUUUCCCGUCGCGGGAAGUUCUGCCAGCUCGGUUCCGCUUCAGGCAGCUCGCGGCAAUUAGUGGAGCGGCAAGCGGUACUCGGAACUGUACUCCUGCUUCCUGGAACCGCCGCGCGUUGAAACACACGUCUGGAAGUCCUGGACGGUUCGGGAAGGUUCAGGAAUUCGUCGAUCGGAAUCGCGAUACUUCCGAGUCUUCGGAAUCGAAGGCUAAUAAGAAGAAAAAAAGAGGAAGAAGCGGGUACUUCGAAAUGACGUGAACUGCUUGACGAAAGGUGGACUCGGCAUGAUCGUGCGCUACCUGUUGAAGUAGGCAGCGCAAUCUUAUCGUUGAGAUGAUCCGCUCGAGAGAGACUUGGGAGCGUCGAUCACGACUGAACUCUGCUCGUUUUAGGCAGCUAAAGAACUCGGUCAAUAUUUAUUAAAGCAACAUAUGUGAUACAUAUCGUAGAGAUAAUGAUGAGGUAAACUCGUUAGCUCCAAAGAAACCAUGGCGAGAGAGAGAUAUUCCGUGAACGCCGAGGCAAACACAGUUUGCCGCAGGAAGUCCACGCGCUGCAUGAAGAUCCCGCUCAAGUCGACCGAGCAGAUAUACCUGGUGUUCCUCGUGCCGACGUUAAUCAACUGUGUCGUGUACAUUAUUCAUUUCGCCGCUGACUUGGUGGUAGCUGUUCAACACUUCAAGGAGGACAAUCCGCUAUGGGGCAUGGCCACCCUCACAUUCAUCUACGCGCCGGCGCUGAUAUACUUCGUACUGACGGUUUCGAGGCCCGAUUGGUGGAUGACGGAAGACGACAAGGUGUCGAAGGGCGUCCUCGGCUGGUUCGCUCUGCAAGCGUGUCACUUCGUGGGAUUCGCGUUCUUCGUACUGUACAGAUACGCGGGACUCAUCGUGCUGUCUGUGGACGCUAUAAUCUUACCCGGCGACGAGAGAGUCAAGACGUUGAACGUCGCCGCGGCACCUGCGGCCAUCGAAUUGUACUUCUUCCUGCAGGCAUGGUUCCAGGCCGCUCCGCAGGCAAUCUUUCAGCUGCACCUGCUCUUCAGGCACAGCUCCGUGCCCCGCAGUUAUCAGUCAAUGACAGUACAGGUGCUCUGCAUCGUUAUGUCCAUUAUAGUGAUAGCCAUCAAGACAGCUUCUUUUCAAAGAUUUGAGAGCCAGCGUGUAAACGGCAGGAAACUACCCUGGGCAAUGUGGCUGAAGAAGUAUUGCAUUGAGGAACUGAAUAACAUUGAGGAAAAGGUGCCGUUACAAGCUCCUGCAAAGGAGCCGGAGCAACCGGCGGUGAGCGCGCCGUCCGAGCCGCCGGGGGAGGAGAACGCGGCGGCCGAGAACGAGCAGGAGCCCCCGACUCAGUCAGUCUCGCUGGACCGUCAGGUCUCCAUGACCCCGCCGUUACCGCCGAAAAACGCGCACGUGACACCGCCGCCGACGCCGCUCCGCGGCAUCACGACGGUCGCGCCGCUCCCGGUGCCGGACGUGCCGGCGCCGCCGCGUCCGGACUCCGUUUACACGGAGGACGAGGCGGCGAGAGCGGCGGACAGCGUGCAGAGCCUGAAAGUUCCUAAGCGCAAGUACUCCAUGAAGGGCCUCGAGGAGGACGAUCCGAUGGGCAAGUUCCUGUCCUUCCUCUGGUGGUUCCUGUUCAUCCUGGCGCGCGUGCUCGCCAUCGCCGUGGCCUACGAGUUCUAUCCGGUGACCGUGCUGUCGAUGAUGGCCGUGCACUACUGCCUCAUGCUCGCCUACCUGUUCUACUACUCCAAGUAUUACGACGCCGUGACGUUCGUCGUCAACCUCUGGCUCGGUAUGGUCUACGUGAUCAGCCUGAUCGAGUACCGGAUCAAGUUCAAAUACGCCGACUGGUGGACGUUGCCGUACUACGUGUUCGUGAUCACGCAGAACGUCGCGCUCACGCUCACGUGGUACUUGAACGCCGACUGGGACGGAUUCUGGUACACCUACAUAUUCAGCACGAUCCUCGGCGGCCUGGCGCUGUGCGUCCUCUCGUCCGCGGUGUACCACGCGAUGUUCAAGCCAAAGAAGCGCAGAGUCUACAGCAGCUGACGGUCGUUGGAAGAGGCGCUGUCCUUCAGAUAAGUCUUCUGAGAAAUCGGAAACUUCCGUACUAUUUUACUUUCGUACACGCGCAAGGCGUGUAAAUAGACUGUAGGUAUACACACUUGAGAGAGAGUGAGAGAGAUUGUUUGAACUUUUCGGAAGAGACGGAGAAGUCUUCCGAGCAUUGGCGGCUUUCUUUACUUUAUUUACAUCAUGUAGUUUUUUGAUAAAGCCUUAGACAUUUCGAGAAUAUUUUACACAAAAGUAUAUCGUUUUAUUAAAUCUAUAUUUAUAUCUAUAUUAAACUUAUAUACAUAUAGCUAUUGCUGUAUAUUACAGUUGACUGUCUUAAUCAUAAAAUGUGAUUGGUAUAUAAAGAAAGACUUUUAGACGUAGUCGUCAUUAGAUUGGUUGCAAAAACUUCCCAUACUUGCCAAAUAAACUUUUUUGCUAGAUACGAAAUCUCGUAUGCAAUUUCCCAAGUCAAAUCAUAAAGUCAUUAAAGUAGUCACUUUUCUCAUUUAAGAAAACAUUCUUUGGUGCUCUUACAAAAAAAAUUUCUUAAUUAUUUACAAAAAUAUAAAAAAACAGAGAAUUUUUUGUACCAAUCUAAUAGUUUAGGCAGCGUAUUUCACUAUUUAACAAUGGUUUUGUACAUUACGAAAAUAUUUACAAUAUCAUACAUUUAUAUAUAAAACGAAAGCGUGGGCUUUCAAUAUACGCUCAUAUGUAUGUCGUUCUGGGAUCAUCAGAAUAUCUAAAUUUUCGUUUUCUUGUUGAAAAUCCAUAUGUAAUGAUCCCGGGACGAUCGCGUAGAAGAUUACAAGGUAUAUCACAAAA
Messenger RNA from Wasmannia auropunctata (little fire ant), 4047 nucleotides. RefSeq lists its product as uncharacterized. The coding region runs from base 1639 to 3213 and encodes 524 amino acids. Gene Ontology annotation, cellular component: plasma membrane. Gene Ontology annotation, biological process: engulfment of apoptotic cell; apoptotic process involved in development; phosphatidylserine exposure on apoptotic cell surface. The record is from RefSeq and is a predicted model, not a curated record. Lineage: Eukaryota; Metazoa; Arthropoda; Insecta; Hymenoptera; Formicidae. The transcript is spliced from 5 exons.